Staurois parvus is the source of this 461-nucleotide messenger RNA. The record is from the annotation of a GenBank genome assembly. Lineage: Eukaryota; Metazoa; Chordata; Amphibia; Anura; Ranidae.
GUACUAUGUCCGCAGUCUCUGGUCAUCUCUUGUACUAUGUCUGCAGUCUCUGGUCAUCUCCUGUACUGUGUCCGCAGUCUUUGGUCAUCCCUUGUACUGUCCGUAGUCUCUGGUCAUCUCAUGUACUAUGUCUGCAGUCUCUGGUCAUCUCAUGUACUAUGUCCGCAGUCUUUGGUCAUCCCCUGCACUAUGUCCGCAGUCUCUGGUCAUCUCCUGUAUUAUGUCUGCAGUCUCUGGUCAUCUCCUGUACUGUGUCUGCAGUCUCUGGUCAUCUCCUGUACUGUGUCCGCAGUCUCUGGUCAUCUCAUGUACUAUGUCCGCAGUCUCUGGUCAUCUCCUGUACUGUGUCAGCAGUCUCUGGUCAUCUCCUGUACUAUGUCCGCAGUCUCUGGUCAUCUCAUGUACUGUGUCAGCAGUCUCUGGUCAUCUCAUGUACUGUGUCCGCAGUCUCUGGUCAUCUC